This is a messenger RNA of Penicillium griseofulvum, 333 nucleotides long. RefSeq names its product YciI family protein. The record is from RefSeq and is a predicted model, not a curated record. The coding region runs from base 1 to 333 and encodes 110 amino acids. Lineage: Eukaryota; Fungi; Ascomycota; Eurotiomycetes; Eurotiales; Aspergillaceae. The transcript is spliced from 3 exons.
AUGGCAACCACAAGAAAAGAAUUCCUUUGCAUCCUUCCCGACAAUCCGAAUGUGCUGGCCAUUAGAAAACAAGUUAAAAGAAUCCACUACGACGGAAUCAAACCCUUAAUAGCAGCCGGAAAGCUUGUUGAUGGAGGUGCCAUCUUUGAAAAACACCCCGAAGAGGGCAAAGAUGCUCUGUUUAAGGGUAGUGUGAUCGUGUACUCUGCCAAUAAUGCCGAAGAAGUCCGCGCCAUUCUCGAGAAAGACGUUUAUGCUACUAGUGGCGUGUGGGACUUGAGUAAAGCACAAAUUAUCCCUUAUGUUGCAGCUGUUCGAGAGCCGCUUCCAUGA